GAAAGUUAACAAAGUCUGAGAGGCAGAGAUUUAAAGAAGAGGCUGAAAUGUUAAAGGGCCUUCAACAUCCUAAUAUUGUUCGAUUCUAUGAUUCUUGGGAAUCGACAGUAAAAGGAAAGAAGUGCAUUGUUUUGGUGACUGAACUUAUGACAUCUGGAACGCUUAAAACGUACUUGAAAAGGUUUAAGGUGAUGAAGAUCAAAGUUCUAAGAAGCUGGUGCCGUCAGAUCCUUAAAGGACUUCAGUUUCUUCAUACUCGAACUCCACCUAUUAUUCACCGAGAUCUUAAGUGUGACAAUAUCUUUAUCACUGGCCCUACAGGCUCAGUCAAGAUUGGAGACCUAGGUCUGGCAACCCUGAAGCGGGCUUCCUUUGCCAAGAGUGUGAUAGGUACCCCAGAGUUCAUGGCCCCUGAGAUGUAUGAGGAGAAAUAUGAUGAAUCUGUUGACGUUUAUGCUUUUGGCAUGUGUAUGCUUGAGAUGGCCACAUCUGAAUACCCUUAUUCAGAGUGCCAGAAUGCUGCUCAGAUCUACCGUCGAGUGACCAGUGGGGUGAAACCAGCCAGUUUUGACAAAGUAGCAAUUCCUGAAGUAAAGGAAAUUAUUGAAGGAUGCAUACGGCAAAACAAGGAUGAAAGAUAUUCUAUCAAAGAUCUUUUGAACCAUGCCUUCUUCCAGGAGGAAACAGGGGUACGGGUAGAAUUAGCAGAAGAAGAUGAUGGAGAAAAGAUAGCCAUUAAAUUAUGGCUGCGUAUUGAGGAUAUUAAGAAAUUAAAGGGAAAAUACAAAGACAAUGAAGCUAUUGAGUUUUCCUUUGACUUGGAGAGAGAUGUGCCAGAAGAUGUUGCUCAAGAAAUGGUAGAGUCUGGUUAUGUCUGUGAAGGUGAUCACAAGACCAUGGCAAAAGCCAUCAAAGACAGAGUGUCACUAAUUAAGAGAAAACGAGAGCAGCGUCAGUUGGUGCGGGAAGAGCAAGAAAAAAGAAAGCAGGAAGAGAAGAGUCUCAAACAGCAGGUAGAACAACAAUCAAGUGCUUCCCAGGCAGGAACCAAGCAGCUCCCUGCUGCUAGCACCGGCAUGCCCACUGCCUCCACCACUUCAGCUUCAGUUUCUACACAAGUAGAACCUGAAGAACCAGAGGCAGAUCAACAUCAACAAUUACAGUACCAGCAACCUAGUAUGUCUGUAUUAUCUGACGGGACAGUUGACAGUGGUCAAGGAUCUUCUGUCUUCACAGAAUCUAGAGUGAGCAGCCAACAGACAGUUUCAUAUGGUUCCCAACAUGAACAGGCACAUUCUACUGGCACACUCUCAGGGCAAGCACAAUCUCAGCCCCAUGGGGCAUAUCCACCCUCAAGUAUGCCUCAGUCCAUGGCGCAUCCGUGUGGGGGGACCCCAACAUACCCAGAAUCACAGAUAUUUUUCCCAACUAUUCAUGAACGUCCAGUUUCUUUUUCACCACCUCCCACCUGUCCACCGAAGGUGGCCAUUGCCCAGCGGCGUAAGAGCACCUCCUUCUUGGAAGCCCAGACUCGCCACUUCCAACCUGUGCUGAGGACUGUUGGCCAAAAUCUUCUUCCACCUGGUGGCAGCCCAACUAACUGGACACCAGAGGCUGUAGUUAUGCUGGGCACUACAGCCAGUAGAGUAACUGGAGAGCCAUGUGAGAUACAGGUCCAUCCUAUGUUUGAACCAGCUCAAGUUCACAGUGACUAUAGACCUGGACGAAUACUUACAGAAGAAGCUCACUAUUUUAUUCCUCAGGAAGCAGUUUAUCUAGCUGGGGUACAUUACCAGGCCCAGGUGGCAGAACAGUACGAGGGUAUUCCGUACCACUCAACAGUCCCGUCAAGUCCUGUGAAACAGAUACCUGAACAGAAGCCAGUACAAGGGGGACCUACCUCAAGUUCUGUCUUUGAAUUUCCAUCUGGACAGGCUUUCUUGGUAGGACACCUUCAGAAUUUAACGUUAGAUUCUGGACUGAGUCCAGGAUCUCCCCUCUCUAGUAUGUCUGCACCAAUCAGUACAGAUGCUACACUUUUGAAAUUUCACCCUGUCUUUGUUCCUCAUUCUGCACCCGCUGUGUUAACUCACAACAGUGAGAACAGAAGCAAUUGUGUGUUUGAGUUUCAUGUUCAUACUCCAAGCUCCUCUUCAGGAGAAGGAGGAAUUUUACCUCAGCGUGUUUAUCGAAAUCGACAGUUUACAGUGGACUUGAAACAGGAAGAACCGCCUCUUCAAUCAGUUGGAUUGCAUGGCCGCCUGCAGCCUGUGACUGAAGAACAGCAGAAUUACUAUGCCCCAGAAUUGUCCAUUUCUGUGGUAGAGCCUAUCGGACAGAACUGGCCAAUAGGAAGUCCAGAAUAUUCCAGUGAUUCCUCACAAAUUACUUCUUCAGACCCCAGUGAUUUUCAGUCACCUCCCCCUACAGGGGGAGCAGCUGCACCUUUUGGCUCUGAUGUCUCAUUACCCUUUAUCCGUCUGCCUCAGACAGUGUUACAAGAACCCCCACUUUUCUUCUGUUUUCCCCAAGGAACCACAUCUCAGCAGGCUUUAUCUGCCUCAUUUUCUUCAGGAGGAUCUGCACUCCAUCCACAGGCACAGGGACAGAGCCAGAGUCAGCCAUCCUCAAGUAGCUUAACGGGGGUUCCAUCUUCCCAACCCAUACAUUCUCAGCAGCAGGGGAUACAGCAGACAGCCCCGCCUCAACAGACAGUACAGUAUUCACUUCCCCAGACAUCAGCCUCCAACGAGGCCCCUACUGCACAGUCAGGGAGCCAGCCUCAAGCUCCACAGGUCUUGCCUCAAGUAUCAGCUGGAAAACAGCUUCCAGUUUCCCAGGCAGCACCAACUAUCCAAGGCGAACCUCAGAUCCCAGUUGCAACACAACCCUCAGUUGUUCCAGUGCAUUCUGGUGCUCAUUUCCUCCCUAUGGGACAGCCACUCCCUACUUCCUUACAUCCUCAGUACCCCAUCUCUCAAGUUCCCAUAUCAACUGCUCAUGUGUCUGCAGCUCAGACAGGUUUCUCAUCCCUUCCCAUCACAAUGGCAGCUGGCAUUAAUCAGCCUCUGCUCACUUUGGCUUCAUCUGCUACAGCAACUGUGAUCCCAGGGGGACCGACUGUGGUUCCUAGUCAGCUUCCAACCCUCCUGCAGUCUGUGACUCAGCUGCCAAGUCAGGUUCACCCGCAACUCCUGCAGCCAGCAGUUCAGUCCAUGGGAAUACCUGCUAACCUUGGACAAGCUGCUGAGGUUCCACUUCCCUCUGGAGAUAUUCUGUACCAGGGCUUCCCACCUCAACUGCCACCACAAUACCCAGGAGAUUCAAAUAUUGCUUCCUCUUCCAGUGUGGCUUCUGUUUGCAUCCCUUCUACAGUCCUGUCCCCUCCCAUGUCAACAGAAGCAUUGGCUGCACCAGGUUACUUUCCUACAGUGGUGCAGCCUUAUGUGGAAUCAAAUCUUUUGGUUCCUGUGGGCAGUAUAGGAGGACAGAUUCAAGUGUCCCAACCAGCUGUGAGUUUAGCACAACAAGCCCCCACCACAUCCUCCCAGCAAGCAGCUCUGGAGAGUACUCAGGGAGUCUCCCAGGUUGCUCCUGUAGAGCCAGUUCCAACAGCACAGCCACAGCCUACCCAGCCUCAGCCUACCACUCUAGUCUCCUCUAUAGACAGUGCACAUUCAGAUGUUGCUUCAGGUAUGAGUGAUGGCAAUGAGAAUGUCCCAUCAUCCAGUGGAAGGCAUGAAGGGAGAACUACAAAACGGCAUUAUCGAAAAUCUGUAAGAAGUCGCUCUCGUCAUGAAAAGACUUCACGACCUAAAUUGAGAAUUUUGAAUGUUUCAAAUAAAGGAGACCGAGUAGUAGAGUGUCAAUUAGAGACUCACAAUCGGAAAAUGGUUACAUUUAAGUUUGAUUUAGAUGGUGACAACCCCGAGGAGAUAGCAACCAUUAUGGUUAACAAUGACUUUAUUCUAGCAAUAGAAAGAGAGUCAUUUGUGGAUCAAGUUCGGGAAAUUAUUGAAAAAGCUGAUGAAAUGCUCAGUGAGGAUGUCAGUGUGGAGCCAGAGGGUGACCAAGGAUUGGAGAGUCUACAGGGAAAGGAUGACUAUGGGUUUUCAGGUUCUCAAAAAUUGGAAGGAGAGUUCAAACAACCAAUUCCUGCAUCUUCCAUGCCCCAGCAAAUAGGUGUUCCUACCAGUUCUUUAACUCAAGUUGUUCAUUCUGCUGGAAGACGGUUUAUAGUGAGUCCUGUGCCAGAAAGUCGAUUACAAGAAUCAAAAAUUUUUACCAGUGAAAUAUCUGCUGACACAGUCGCUGCUUCUACGUCUCAUGGCACUGGAGUGAACUUGUCUCACUCUGCUUCAUCCCUUAGUCUGCAGCAGGCCUUUUCUGCACUUAGACAUGCCCAAAUGACAGAAGGACCCAGUACAGCACCUCCCAACUUCAGUCAUACAGGACCAACAUUUCCAGUAGUACCUCCUUCCAUGAGUAGCAUUUCUGGAGUGCCAACCACAGCAGCAGCCACGCCUGCUGUAUCAGGCCCUGCACCUAGCUGCCCUCUUACUGAUACUUCCACCCCAGUAAUUCAGUCUGAGCUUACAGUGCCUGCUGGGAAAGGGGUUGCUGGAGUUGCCACAUGCACAGGUGUAAUAACCUCAAGUGGUCUUCCUGUACCAUCUGUGUCUGAAUCACCAGGACUUACCAGUGAGGUGUCAGGCACCACAGCAGCUACCACUGUCUCAAUAUCAACAACAUCCCAGCCAGCUCAGGCUCCUGCGCCUGGGAGCAUUGUUUCUAGUACAGGCACUUUGACCUCAAUACCAGUUUUAAUAGCUCCAGCCUCUGCAGGGGGUGGUGGUGCUGCCCCAGGUGCUAAGCCUCCACCUAUAUUACCUCAGCAGGCAGCAAGCAGUACUUCUGGGAUAGCCAUGGUGUCUUCGGCAUCUACCACCCCCGCCUUCCCAAGCAUAGCUUCACAGCCAGCUGUUCAUCUUAGCAGCAGCUCCGCUACCCCUACCCCAGCUGAAACGGUGGUGGUUAGUGCACACUCGCUGGAUAACACAUCCCAUAGCAGUGCAGCUGGGUUGGCUUUGUCCCUCUCUGCAUCAUCUUCCUCUUCUUCCCCUGGAGCAGGAGUAUGUAGUUCUGUUUCUGGGCCUGUUGGGGUCCAUUCUUUGGUCAUUCCAUCAGCUGUAGCUUCUAUUCCUGUCCUUCCCCAAGCAGCAGGACCUACUCCUACGCCCUUAUUACCCCAGGUACCCAGUAUCCCACCAGUGGUACAACCUGUUACCAGUGUGCCUGCUGUACAGCAGACACUAAUUCAUAGUCAGCCUCAGCCAGCCUUGCUUCCCAACCAGCCCCAUACUCACUGUCCUGAAAUAGAUGCUGAUAUACAGCCCAAAGCUCCUGGCAUUGAUGACAUAAAGACUCUAGAGGAGAAACUGCGGUCUCUCUUCAGUGAACAUGGCUCAUCUGGAGCUCCACAUGCCUCUGUCUCACUGGAGACAUCAAUGGCAGUAGAGACCGCUCUCCCACCUGGUGUGCCAACCACCGCUGUUGCACCAGGCAAGCUGGUGACUUCCACAGCAAGCACUUGCUCACCACCAGCCAGUCUGCCAUUAGGAACAACUGGCUCAUCGGUUACACCAGUGGUCACAGCUGGACAAGUUUCCACCCCGGUCAGCACUGCACCAGGAGGGAAAGCAGGAGGGGCUCCAUUAAAGCCACCUUUGACCAAGGCUCCAGUCCUGCCACCAGUGGGUACUGAACUUCCAGCUGGUACUCCACCCAGUGAGCAGCUGCCACCUUUUCCAGGACCUUCACUAACUCAGUCCCAGCAACCUCUGGAAGAUCUUGAUGCUCAGUUGAGAAGAACACUUAGUCCAGAGACUGUUGCAGUGACAUCUGCAGUUGGUCCUGUGCCCAUGGCAGCUCCAGCAACAGUUCCGGAAGCAGGAGCACAGCCUCAGAAGGACGUUUCUCAAGUCACAGAAGGUCCUGGCAUAUUAACUAGUUCAGGGACUGGUGUUUUUAAGAUGGGGCGGUUUCAGGUUUCAGUUGCAAUGGAUGAUGUCCAAAAAGAGGGUAAAAGUAAGUCAGAAGAUAUAAAGUCUGUUCAUUUUGAGUCCAGCACUUCAGAGUCCCCAGUGCUGUCAAGCAGUAGCCCAGAGAGUACCCUGGUAAAGUCAGAACCCAGUGGGAUGGCCCUCCACAGCGUCUCUCCAGCUAGGCCUGAGAGUGCCCACCAGACUCCUGGCUUAGAAGCUGGGUGUCCCACCAAGGUCGGACGUUUUCAGGUGACAACUACAGCAAACAAAGUAGGUCGUUUCUCCGUGUCAAGAACUGAGGACAAGAUCAACGAGGCGAAGACAGAGGGGCCCGUGGCAUGUCCUCCUUUUGUGGACUUGGAACAAGCUAUUUCUCCUGUAAUACCAAAGAAAGAAAAGCCUGAACUGUCAGAGCCUUCACCUCUGAACGGGCCAUCUUCUGACCUGGAGGCUGCCUUCUUAAGUAGGGAUGUGGAUGAAGGUUCAGGUAGCCCACACUCCCCCCAUCAGCUGAGCUCAAAGAGCCUUCCUAUCCAGAACCUAAGUCAAAGCCUUAGUAAUUCAUUCAACUCCUCUUACAUGAGUAGUGACAACGAGUCAGAUAUUGAAGAUGAAGAUCUAAAGCUAGAGCUGCGACGACUACGGGAAAAACAUCUUAAAGAGAUUCAAGACCUGCAGAGUCGCCAGAAGCACGAAAUUGAAUCUUUGUACACCAAGCUGGGCAAGGUGCCCCCUGCUGUCAUUAUCCCCCCAGCCGCCCCUCUUUCAGGGAGGAGAAGGCGGCCCACUAAAAGCAAAGGCAGCAAAUCCAGCCGCAGCAGUUCCUUGGGGAAUAAAAGCCCUCAGCUUUCAGGUAAUCUGUCUGGUCAGAGUUCAGCUUCAGUCUUGCACCCCCAGCAGACCCUUCACCCUCCUGGCAGCAUCCCAGAGACUGGGCAGAGUCAGUUGUUACAGCCCCUUAAGCCAUCUCCCUCCAGUGACAACCUCUAUUCAGCCUUUACCAGUGAUGGUGCCAUGUCAAUACCAAGCCUUUCUGCUCCAGGUCAAGGCUGUGCGAAGUUUAACUGUGCAUCUGAGCAGGUGACAUUCAAACCUGGUGGCAGGAGGACCCGAUUUCUGAGUACGCCCUGCUUGGCUCUUUGGAAGAUGGUGAAAAAAGUCUGUCCUUGCAACCAGCUCUGUAUGUGCCCUCCGGCCGAGCCGAAACCAGGCAGGACACAGACUCCUUCCUUCCCUCUCAUCAAGCCAUAGAAAUAGAAUUCCUUCAUGAUGACCUCAAAGCUUCCCGCUCCCCCUUCUUUACACCCGCCUCAGCUGGAAUGUUCCUGAUGCUUCCACAUGAGAGUGCUUGCUCUUUGGGAAGAGGGGGGAAAGAGUGAGAAUCCUUGACCCCACUGGACCUGAAGUCAUCUUCAGGAAAAUCGUGUCUUCCUGGAGUUGAAGGUUCAGGCACAACAUAGAGAACCUUCCUCAUGAGUAGUCUUGGUCUUUACUCAGGAAAUUGAGAGAGGUUGAAGCCUUAGUUCCACCUCUCCCAAAGUUUAUGUUUACAGAUUCAUGCUUAUGGGUCCAGGUGAAAAGUUUUUUGAAAAGAACAUGCUCUUUCUUAUAACACCUCUUUCUGUUGAAGAAGGGCUAAUGACUAUGGCAGUGCCUCCUGCUUUGGGAACCCCAUCUUUCCCUGGGCCAAGCACCUAUCUUUGCACUCCUUUAGCUCAACUCAAUGCUCAAGAAUCCUCUUCUUUUGCCCUACAUUCCACAAUAUUCUAGAGCAACUCACCUCAUUGGCCAUACCACAGCGCCCUCAGCAGUGUGCCCUGGGACUGGAGUACUAGCAGGGCUCCAGGGGGGUCUGUGAGGGGCAGAGGGGGCCCCCCUCCCUUUGCACCUGCCAGUAUACUACGUUGUUGAGCCUCCUCUGCAGCUCCUGAAGAGAAUCUGUUUUCAUUACCCUGUGAUGCCAAAUACUUGGCUAAACAGACCUUGGGACUUUCCUGUCUUGCAUGGCUUCCCCAUUCAUCCCCUCCCCAUUCAGUGGCUUGCCAUUCAUCAUCCUGUAAAGUUUUCUCUCUUCCUGAAGUUACAGCCCAU
Molecule: messenger RNA, 8135 nt
Organism: Manis javanica (Malayan pangolin)
Lineage: Eukaryota; Metazoa; Chordata; Mammalia; Pholidota; Manidae
Source: RefSeq, a predicted model, not a curated record